Molecule: messenger RNA, 1497 nt
Organism: Effrenium voratum
Lineage: Eukaryota; Dinophyceae; Suessiales; Symbiodiniaceae
Source: the annotation of a GenBank genome assembly
AUGCGGCAGAUGGCCAUGACUGAAACCCUGGUUGACGCUUCCGCUGGGCUGCAGAGCGCCUGCCAGUCCGAGAAGAAGAAAGAGACAAAGACUAAGAGCAAAUCCAAAGGCGAGGCGCAGAGUAAGACGACCAAGGCCGACCCGAAAGCUGACGUGGCAAAAGCAGAGACGAAAGCUGUCAAACUCACCAAGGAGCAAGCCAAAGAGGCGUUGAGCAAGGCAGUGGCUAUUCUCGACAAGCAGGAGAACAAGAAGAAGCUCAAGAAAGUUGUUGACGCCUGUGGGGACGACGCUGCCAAGAAGAUGGCCGCCCUCAUGCCCAUGGUGAAGGACUUGUUGGCCGAGCUGCUGGAAUCUUAUGGCUUCAGUGGUGACAGGAUUCUGCAGGCUGUCAUGCAGAUUGCGGGCCAUGCUGAAGGAGACAAGAAGAGACGUGGCUGCAAGUCUUUGCCGGUGGCUUUCAACAUGGGGAAUGCGCUGGUGGAGCUGGACGGUCGGCUGUUUCAAUGGAGCGACUCGGAGGAAGAGACAGAGACCGGGCUCCGCAGACGUCUUUUCGCGCAGCAAUACCUCAGCAGGCACUGCUGGAUCCGUCCAUCCCGGAAUGACGUGAAGGCCUCCCUCCUGGGAAGAAGUCAGAGGAUCAACGCGGAUGAGGUGCUUGAGGCUUUGCGGCGCAUUCCAACAAAGCAUUGGCGAAACUCUGGCAGAGCCAAUGUUCGGCCAGAGGGCAUUAACAUCAUAGACUCCAUUACGCUGGGGUUGGUUUCCUGCGCCAGCACUCAAGGCCGGCCGUUGCCGGCCAGAAGGACACGGCUCUACGAGAACCUGUGCAAGCUGCUGUUGCGCUUCUGGAAGCAACACAUCCAGGAGGAGCAGCGCCAGGGCAACAUCCCAGGCUGCCAGGGCUUGGUGUGCACCUCCAUCCAGAUGAACCGCAACUAUGCAGCUCGCGAGCACGUCGAUGGCAACAACUUAGGCCCUAGCUGGAUCAUUGCUCUGGGUGACUGGAGUGAGGGCGGCGAGCUCUUCGUCGAGGACCCUUGGGGUCGCGAGAGCCACAUGCUGAGCUGUGACAUCCCUGGGCAAGCACCUCAGCGGUUCCGCAAGGGUGAUGUUUGCCGCGGCACUUUCCUGGACGUGCAUAGGAGAUGGGCGCGCUUCGAUGGCCGGCGAAUGCAUUUCGUGCGACCAUUCCAAGGAGGAGAUCGAUUUUCCUUAGUGUUCUUUGCUGCCACCCGCCAUUCCGCAGCCCCGGCAGCCGCCAGAUCCUUCCUGAGCGUCCUGGGCUUCCCGCUGCCGGAGGGUAGAGAUCCAAGUAGCGAGUGCCGCUGCUCAACCUUCGGAUCUGCGCUGAAAGUGGACGAGCUGGGGCGAGCUGCGGGCUUGGAAGUUUGCUUUUCACAUCCGGUUCACAUCCUUCGCUCGCCAAAGCUUGACACCGUGGCUCAGCCAAGUGAAGGCGCGAAGUGGAAUUCCACGGCAGAGGGGAGGUGA